UCCUGCUCUACUUGUGACUAGCGGGACUAGCCACUUUACCCUUACCCUAGAAUUCUUUUGAUUCUCUCCGCUGCGGAGAAUAGAGAAGAAGAAGAUGCUUUUGUAUACUGUCUAAUUUUGAGAGGUGUCAGGAAAUGAACCAAAUCGUGAAUAUGGAGCAACCGAAACAGGGGAACUAUGCUUUGAUACGAGAUCCGGCUUUCGCUCGAAAUCGAAUUUUUGUAGGUAAUUUACCGGAAAAUACGACGCGUGACGAAAUUGAGAGUAUCUUUGGGCGGUAUGGUACGAUUUUGAGUAUUCUGGUUCAAAAGAAUUUUGGUUUUGUUCAGUAUGAAUCAGAAGCGGUAGCGAAUAAAGCGGCUUCCGUAACGAGUGGCUCCUUAUUCAAAGGCAACAAAAUUACGGUGCGGAAUGCAGGUGUGGGCAAGCCUAAAGCUAAAAAUCAAGCAGAAAACCACAACGCUGAGUCUCAUCCGCAAGUGUCCCUACAAGCGAUGCUCCAGCAAUACCAUUCAUCGGUGGCAGCGGACUACAAUGACUGCGAGAUAAUUGUAGUGAACAAAGCGAACACAGAAUACGCUGAGUAUAUUGAACAGCGGCUAAAGCGGAUAGGGUUGAAAGUUGAUCUCCUUUUUCCGAAUGAAGAUGUUCCUAUAGGUAAGGUAUUGGCGAAUAUAUCGGGACGAGGUUGCUUAUACGCCAUUCUUGUCACUCUGCAAAAUGAGGAGCACCGAAGCAUCACAGUGAAUAUUCUUUAUGGCGAACCGGCAGAACAUCGCAACAUGCCAGUGGAGGAUGCUAUUAAUUUGAUCUAUUCUAAUUUUCAAGAAAAGCUGAAUGCAAUCCAUAUGAAGCGGAUGCAAGAAAGUUUACCUAUAUCUCUUCCGUCUGUGAGUAAUAGUACUUCCACUUCAGCUCACCGGCACCCAGAAGCGAUUCAGGCCUUACUGAACUUGCUCGCUGAGAAUCGACCAAUUACUGUCUUGCAAUACGAUAGGGUUAUCAAGUAUUUGAUGGAGCAAAGGCAGAAGCAAGUGAAGGCUGAAAUCGGAGAAGAUGUCAGUGCUCCUGUUCCGCCAUUGCUGAAUCCAAAGCCUGCAGUUGUGAAGCCUGACCCGGAGAUCGAAUUGCAGAAGAAAAUAUUGAACAUUCUCAAUAAACCGUCGAUAACAGAUAGUAAGAAUGAUUUGGUAUAUCCCACGAUUCAUUCAAUUCAAAGUGAUCCAGAAACAAUUGAAUUACUUAAAGAUGUCAGAGUACAGAAGGCGCUUGAUUCUCUGAUGAAAAUAUCACCCCUAGUUGCGACGAUUGAAGCUCAUUAUAAGUUUUAGAAAUUAAUAUUGCUGUUAUGAAGUAUUUGCGAGAUUAAGUAAAGGUUAGCCUACAUAGACUGUGCACGUAAUUUCUUUCGGUUUUUGGAUCUUUUUCUAUUAGUUGUUAUCAACAUUAUUAUAAUUUUUGCCCAACUUUAAAGAAGUGACUUUCAGGGCCUCUAUUUUGAUAUAGAGUGUAAAGUAACAAAUUCUCUGAGAUUUUUUUUGACCUAGCUAACGGCGAAAUCACAAGCAAGUCGGAAUACCGGAAGCUUUACGCUUAGAGUAUAAAGGUUUUGCGUUCAUCUUAUGUGAGGAACUUUCUAUGCACGUUUUCCUAUCUGUACAUAGCUGAAAGUUAAAAACAGUCCCUCAUACAUUUCUAAACUGCAAAUAUAUACAUGUAGGCAUUAAAUUCAUAAAUAUAGACCAUCCACUGGUGCUAUACAUAUGUAUGUUAAUAUCUAACAUAAACAUAAAAUAACAUUCCCAUGCUUCCUACAGUUCGGAUGCGCCCACUUUAUAUGAGGAUGACGUCAUACAUGUCAUAGAGUGAAUUGAUUCAUAUAAAAUACAAAAUCUUCACACCCAAUAACGUUUUUAAUAGUAGUUAAAUUUAUUUAAAAUUCCCAUUUGGUUUUGUUCCGCACAAAAUCUUACUAAAAAAUUUAAAAAGCGAAAAAAGGGCAAACAUUUCUUAUCUCGGAAUCCAUGUCCGUUUAACCAUUGUGAUCUCAUGAAAUCAUUCACCAUUCACUAUCCAUCAAAAUAAUCCUUAAUGGUUUGAGUAUUUGAUAAGCGUAGGUGGUGUGGACAUAUAAUUGGUAAUUACCGUUUUCUUAUCCUCAUUUAGGCGUUGUCCGGUUCAGAAAUCGGAUUAGUUCCUAAUGUAAUACAUUUAGUAAAUGAAUUUCAGAUGAUAGCGUUUGAAAGAAAUUUUUCAAUAUUUUAUAGGUAGGAAGACACGUUCGGCUUAUAUACGUAUAGGACCUUUGUAUAUUGUAUUUCAGACUAUUGGCUUCAAUGUGGUGCUGAUAUUUCUUGAUUAGAUUAGAUUAGAGUGUAGUAAAUUCAAAGGAAGAAAAUAAAUUUGACGCUUUGUUAAU
Hermetia illucens (black soldier fly) is the source of this 2419-nucleotide messenger RNA. RefSeq names its product nuclear receptor coactivator 5 (gene Neos). The transcript has 3 exons. Gene Ontology annotation, molecular function: RNA binding. The record is from RefSeq and is a predicted model, not a curated record. The coding region runs from base 135 to 1331 and encodes 398 amino acids. Lineage: Eukaryota; Metazoa; Arthropoda; Insecta; Diptera; Stratiomyidae.